Molecule: messenger RNA, 1184 nt
Organism: Liolophura sinensis
Lineage: Eukaryota; Metazoa; Mollusca; Polyplacophora; Chitonida; Chitonidae
Exons: 4
Coding region: 241-711 (156 amino acids)
Source: RefSeq, a predicted model, not a curated record
GUAGUAAAGGUUAAAAUUUUUUGCGGAGCUGCAUGUGUGUUCAUGACAUGUGUUAGACUAUAUAAAAGGAGUGGUCGAGGAAUUAAGGAAACAGUUAACAUUAAAACAUAGCCGCCCUUCCUUCUUCCUUUUAAUGAAACAGUGUUAGAGGUUUCCAAGAAGAAGACUAUAUCAAAACGUUGUACAUAUACAGUUACCCAUCCCAUGUUUAUGAACGCGAACAUCUGCUGAUCUUACACCAUGAUGAUUAACGCAGAUAACAAGGCGUCUUCAAAGUUUCUAUAUCUCUUCAACUUUCUUGUGAGUCUCGUGUCAGCUGGAGUCCUGUCAGAAAGAGAUUGUAAGGAAUACCCCAUAGGGGGCCCGCACCCGACCAAAAUUCCCGACAGCCGUUUUGCAGACGUUGGCGACACGGUGGAGUUCCAGUGUGAGGCGGACUUCGGCUGCGGGGAUUCCAGUACUCGCUAUGUUGGCUGGAUGGGAGAUGUGACGAUAGAGGGGUACGGCGUCCAACCUAUCGGAGACCUCACGGAGGACCCCCGCUACAAGAUAACGGAAUACUCUAGAAAUGGCCGUUCUGUCUUAGGCGCUACGCUUACCAUCAAAGAUUUGAAGCCAAGUGACUUCAACAAGAAUCUUCACUGCUUCAUGGCUUCAGCACAGAUUGAUUACCCGACCAAGCAAUACACAGUAAAGGUUCUUCGCAGGUGAAACGUUCACGAGCAAGGCCAGAGUGGUGCUGGUACACUCGUCCACGCAGACUACAGUCUACAGUAUCCAAGUGUUAAAAAUGACACUUGUUAAUACUGUAAAAUAUUAAAAUGUAAUCUAGCUUCAGAUAACGGUAAAAUCAAAGUGUGCCGCUGUGUGUGAGAGUUUGGUUACUGGUUACAAUGGGCAGCUUGUUUUAAUACAUCAACAAAUGGUCAGUUUGUUCGCAUGUUGCUGUAUAAUACAUAUGUAGUUUCAGUACUUUGAAAAAUUACAGCCAUAUGCCCGUGCGUUUGGAUACUUUCAUACAUUAUCUGUGUACCGGUACUUUGACAAAUGCUCAGCUUCUUUACUCAAAUGCUUGGACAAAAUUUCAGUUUGUUUAUAUUUAUGGUUCAUUUGUCUUCAUACUUCAACAAAAUAUGAGUGUGUUUUUGCGGCUCUAAAAUGAACGUUUUAAAGGUUUUACUUUC